Molecule: messenger RNA, 1397 nt
Organism: Cyphomyrmex costatus
Lineage: Eukaryota; Metazoa; Arthropoda; Insecta; Hymenoptera; Formicidae
Product: cholesterol 7-desaturase
Exons: 5
Coding region: 78-1397 (439 amino acids)
Biological process (GO): cholesterol metabolic process
Cellular component (GO): cytoplasm
Molecular function (GO): 2 iron, 2 sulfur cluster binding; oxidoreductase activity
Source: RefSeq, a predicted model, not a curated record
CAAAAAGGAAGAACUGACAAGAGAGAGAGAUACGCUAAAUAAGAGAAAGUUGAAAAAAUCGAAAGAUUGAGAGAACAAUGACGACAAUGUUGGAAUGGUGCGUCGGAAUUGGGAUCACCCUGUUGACCUUCCUCAUCUACUUUGCAUAUUUCUUCAAAUUCAACUGGGUGAAAGACUUGAGAACUGAGACUAAAACGCGGCAGACCCGCAGCUUUUACGCGGGUAACAAACAUCGAAAGGUGGGUAAACUACCGCCGGUUUAUCCAAACGGAUGGUUCGCUCUGCUUGAAAGCUCGCAGAUAAAAAAUGGUCAGGUGAAACACGUGUGUGCUCUCGGCGAAAAUUUCGCGGUGUUCAGAACCGAAAGAGGCGUUGUCAACAUUUUAGACGCAUAUUGCCCGCAUUUAGGGGCAAAUAUGGCCGAGGGUGGUCGUGUCAAGGGAGAUUGUCUGGAGUGUCCUUUUCAUAGCUGGACAUUUCGCGGAAAGGAUGGCUACUGCGAGAACAUACCUUAUGCUGAAAAGGUACCACAUGUCGCUCGAGUGAAAGUUUGGAAGAGCUGCGAAGUGAAUAACAUUAUCUUCGUCUGGUACCACUCUGAAUCAGCUGAGCCAGACUGGCAACCCCAAUCGCAUACAUACAUCUCCAAUAGGUCCUGGCGCUAUCAAGGUCGCAAUGAAUAUCUCAUUAACUGUCACAUACAGGAAAUAGUUGAGAAUGGAUCUGAUCCCGCGCAUCUUACCUCGGUGCAUGGUCCAGUUAUGUUUCUCUCUGGCAACUUUUCCUGGUUAGCUCGGCAUUUGUGGAUCACCUACACAGGAUGGCGACCGCAUUGUUCACAUGAUAACCAAACGGACGAAGACGAAGAAGCAGCAAAGUCGUGCACUAAAUUGAACAACAUAUCGCUCCACCCGAUCGUGAAUGGCAACGGAAAUCGUCAAUUUGCAAUUUCACAGAAUAGCUUCAGCAGUAAAGAGAACCACAAAGCCGGACUGCACAUGUGCCACAAGUUGGUCCUUCUGGAACGUUUUAACGUAAUGGAGAUUGAUGUACUCACUGAGCAGAUUGGUCCUAGUUAUGUCGAGCUAAUUAUCACCACAUCGAUCGGGCCUAUGUGCAUUCUGCAGACAGUAACGCCGAUUGAGCCAUUACUGCAACGAGUGACUCAUCAGAUCUAUUCGCCACCUUUACUGGCGCCAUACGCGAAUUUAAUUUUUCUAGGCGAGUGCGUGAUGUUUGAGCGCGACAUGAAGAUCUGGAACUACAAGAGAUAUGAACGACAACCUACUCUGGUGCCCGAGGAUCGAGGCAUCCAAGCAUUCCGCCGUUGGUUCUCGCAGUUCUACUCCGAGCACAGUCCCACCUAUGAGACGGCCAUGAAGGAUCUACAAUGGUAG